This is a messenger RNA of Cylicostephanus goldi, 519 nucleotides long. NCBI's taxonomy places the organism in Eukaryota, Metazoa, Nematoda, Chromadorea, Rhabditida, Strongylidae. The record is from the annotation of a GenBank genome assembly.
AUGGACGGAUUGUCAAAUAUCAAAUGGGGCCCGGUGAUUGACAAAGUAUUUCUUUACCAUCCAGAUGAUUUUAUGUUAUUGGCACCUCGAAAGAAAUCUAUUAUUGGUUUUACAAACAAGGAAGCUGCUCUAUUCACCAUCAUGGGGGUGGCUCCAUUCCUCCAUAAAUUUGGCAUCAACCCUUCGAAUUAUCCGGAAUGGACCAGAGAGAAGUUUAUUAGUACAAUUAAGAAAUACGUAGAUUUGGUUUAUACUGGAGACGAUGCACAGAAAAUUGUUGACGAUCUCGUGUCUUUUUAUGUAGAUAGGGGAGAAGAGAAAAAUUACGAAUUUUACAUAGACCGAUAUACGCAAUUUAUCAGUGACGCCAUUUUCAAUGUUCCGAUUGUUGACGGAAUUUUGAGUCGUCGAAAAGCUGGUUGGACAAUUUACGCCUACUUUUUAGAUCAUUAUAAUGACGCCAUCUGGAACGAUAGAGUGCCGAAAAGAUUGAGAGGAAUAAGUCUUCAUGCUAGCUAA